Solanum tuberosum (potato) is the source of this 1328-nucleotide messenger RNA. Its product is annotated as probable E3 ubiquitin-protein ligase LOG2. The record is from RefSeq and is a predicted model, not a curated record. NCBI's taxonomy places the organism in Eukaryota, Viridiplantae, Streptophyta, Magnoliopsida, Solanales, Solanaceae. Gene Ontology annotation, molecular function: ubiquitin protein ligase activity. Bases 126 to 1178 code for a protein of 350 amino acids. The transcript has 3 exons. Gene Ontology annotation, biological process: protein ubiquitination.
UUUUACCCUUUGCCAAUUGCCAUUAACACAAAACUAAUUAAUCCCUUUACCCAUAAGCUUUAAUUUGGGAGAUAAAUUUUGAUUUUCAAUUUCUAAUUUUGGGUAAAAGGGUAGAAAUUAUUUAGAUGGGUAAUACCGGAAGUAAUGGUCUGAAUGGCCGGAGAAGAACUUACAGCCACCGGCGGAGCCACCCGCCACAACCGGAGAUCACCGGUAACAGCUACGUAUUUGCCGCAGCAACGCCACCAUAUUCUUAUCAGCAAAAUCCUAAUACUACACCGUAUUAUCAGUACCCAGGUUAUUAUCCGCCGCCGUAUGAACAGCAUUCCCACCACCAUAUGAACCCUAAUUAUGCAAAUUGGGUUAAUGGAGGUUACCCGUGUGGACCACCCAUUAUACCUCCUACGCCUGCACCCUAUGUGGAGGCAGUGGAGCAUCAAAAAGCAGUGACGAUACGUAAUGAUGUGAAUCUGAAGAAGGAGACUCUAAAGAUAGAGGCAGAUGAGGCUAACCCUGGAAAAUACCUCGUCGCUUUCGAUUUCGAUGCCACCAUACCUGGAAGCUUGACUGUCAUUUUCUUUGCAAAAGAAGGUGAAGAUUGUUGCUUGACUCCUAUGAAGGAAAGUUUGCUUCCACCAAUAACCAUUAAAUUUCAAAAAGGUUUAUCUCAGAAAUUUAGGCAAUCCUCUGGAAUUGGCAUUGAUCUUUCAAUGUUUGAAGAGGCAGAAUGGUCGAAAGAUGGUAAUGCAGAUGUAUAUCAGCUGGCGGUGAAGGCAGAGGCAUUCGAAGAUGCCCAAAGUGAACCAGAGGAUGGAAAUGCAGUGUCUGUGUCCACAAAUUCCCAGAUUACUCAAGCAGUUUUCGAAAAGGACAAAGGCGAAUUCAAAAUUAGGGUGGUGAAGCAAAUCCUCUGGGUCAAUGGCAUGAGGUAUGAAUUGCAAGAGAUUUAUGGCAUUGGGAAUUCAGUUGAUAAAGACUUUGAUGGAAAUGAUAAUGGGAAGGAAUGUGUCGUAUGUCUUUCUGAACCUCGGGACACUACUGUACUUCCAUGCCGCCACAUGUGCAUGUGCAGUGGAUGUGCAAAAGUUUUGAGGUUCCAGACAAAUCGUUGUCCUAUUUGUCGUCAGCCAGUUGAGCGAUUCUUGGAGAUUAAGGUCAGCGAAGCUGCUGAAGAAUAAGAGUCGCGAUAACCACCAUUGCAUAAACACAGGGGAGAAUCUAGCAGCCUGAAUACAGGUUUGGCUGAACCUAGUAACUUUUGCUCUACACUACAGAAACCCAUACAGUUGAAAAUCGUGGCUCCGCCUCUGUAUAAACUUAUUCCUUUU